This is a messenger RNA of Aspergillus udagawae, 2316 nucleotides long. RefSeq lists its product as uncharacterized. The transcript has 6 exons. Lineage: Eukaryota; Fungi; Ascomycota; Eurotiomycetes; Eurotiales; Aspergillaceae. The record is from RefSeq and is a predicted model, not a curated record. Bases 1 to 2316 code for a protein of 771 amino acids.
AUGGUGUUCGGCUCCGCGUCUAGAGAUAUCUACCUCAGACAGGAGGGACUCCCACUCUCCUUAUGCGCCACGUGUAAAGUCGGCGACGACGACGAAUGGAAGUACAGUGAGAUUAGCAUCGACCGUAAUCUCGGCCUUGCCAGUGACGGGAAGUUCGAUAUCACAGGUUGCUUCAUGGGUUCGCGGCUUGGAUGGACAAAUAUAAUGAAGCCCGGGACUCUUCAACUCAAAGGGACAGUCAUGUAUGGCACCCUCAUAGAUGAGCUGGGUGGUCACGAAAUGUCGAUUUGCCCCGACCUUUUCAUCGACAAUGACAGGGGAACUUUGAAAAAGAGGAUCCCUCCGAACGACAUCUAUAGUAGUGUGCUCGGGCUCAAGCUGGAUCCCAACACGGCUGUACUCAGUGGCUAUUGUCUUGGACAUGACGGUAAGCUCCAUUAUUCAGAGCUGCCGUUGGACGAACAUUUCGUGAACGACAAUGGAAUUAUCAAGAGACAGGAAGGUGGCGACUUCGCUAGCACCGCCACAAAUAUCUACCUUGACAAUAACUGGGUUUUGUGCGCCGACCUCCUGCAGUAUAACCCAAAGGGUCAUUACAACUCCGUUGAGAUUGAAUUUGCUCAAUAUGUUCACAUCGAGGACGGAAAAUUCGUCAUGGAUGAUCCUGCAGGGCUUUUUGACUUGCGAGGCCCUAUCAUGCGGUUUCUAGAGGAUAUACCAGUUGACGAGGCUAAGCGCGCCGUGGCAGAGUGUACCUAUUCUACUCUUGUCACAGCCGGCGCGAUCGUUGGUUUUGCUCUCACUGGGCCGAUUGGAGCUUCCAUUGGAUCCGCGUUUGGUUCGAUGUUGGGAUUAGGAGCCAGGGCUGCCAUUGGGUGUUCUAUAAACGACCCAAAUUUGCGAAACCAAGUAACAACUAUCUCGACGUUCCAAAUCCUUAUGGUAGGGGUUUCGGUCGCCCUGGCGCUGCCAAUCGGCAUGAUAACUGCUGGCCUCACCGAAGCCCUGGAAGAGGGCCUCUUCGAGGACGGAAUCAUAGCGAGAGCCUUGGAAACCGCGAUCUCCAAGGGGGAUGAAAACUUAGGCAAGUUCGGUUUACAGAUCAUUUUCAAAAUUGUCGGCGUCAUUCAAGACGAUUUGGCGCAGGGAAAGUCGAACGAGGAAAUUGAAGCCGAUAUCAGACAGUUAUAUGGUGAUGAUGACGGUGACGGAGUGAAUCCUCUCAAUGACGUGACACGGGCUGUCAAACAAGCAGUAACGACGGCAGCGAACAAGGCAUUGCAGGACGCGGCACUGGAAGUCGAGAACACAGUACAGGGAGUAGCACAUGAUGCGGCACAGGCUGCAGUGCAGGAAUUAAUACAGGAUGCAGUGCAGGAGGUAGGGCAGGAGGCUGCAAAGGAGCUCCUGCAGGAGGCAGGGGAGAGUUCAGCACUCCUGGACGUUGAGGCGGCAGCGCAGGCCGCAGUAGAUAAUGGCCAAUGGGGGAGGACAGCCAGGGACCCAGUGCGGACGUUCCUGGAAGUGAUGUGGGAUAUCAAAAAGGCACGAGAAGGAGCAGCACAGUUCGUUAAAGACUCAGUUGCUUCUCCUGAGAAAGAACUGGAGAAUGCGAAAGACACUGCGCGGAAGCCAUUCCAGGGGGCAGCGGGGGACGCAGCAUCAAAAGCCAUGGCCGCGGCGGCGCUCAUCGCGAACCUGGUAUUGGAGGUCAAGGCGGCAGCAACGGCGGAAGAGCCAGCCGCAAUCGCUCUCGCAGCAGAGCAGGUUGACGAAGCAAUGCAGAAGGCAGUGCAGGAUGCAACGCUGGCAGUCAAGCAGAAAGCAGCAGGGGAGGCACAGGAUGCAGCUCAGGAUUUUAAGGAAGCAGUGCACAAGGCUGUCCAGAAAGUCAAGGAUGCAGAACAGGAGGUUCAAAAGGCAGUCCAGGAUGCAGUACCGGAUGUCGAGCAGACAGCAAUUGGGAAAGUAAAAGACGCUGCAAAUGCUAUGGCGUGGCAGGAGGAAAAGGGAGGAGCAUCGCCGAAUGACGACGAUGUCAAGAGGGCAGCGCAGGGUGCAGUGGAAGGGGCAGUGCAAGAUGCAACGGAGUCGAUUCAGCCUAUAGCAGAUGCGGCACUGCAGACGGCACUGCAAGAGUUACAGGCCGGGCCGGAGGUCCAGAAAGCAGUGCGGGAGGCAGCACGGGAUGCAGUUGAGGAUGCGCUUUCAGAGAUUAUGAAGGCAGUGCAGGAUAGUGUGGCAGAUGCAGCUGGAGACGCAAUGCCUGUUUUUGGAAACCCCAGGCCUAAUCUUUUUGGUGGCAUGGAACCCUGA